UGUGGAGGCUGUGGUGUGCAGCAGGAAGAGAAAAAACAUUUUUUUUCAACUGCACAUUACAAUGUUAAAUGGAGUGAAAACUUAAUAGAAAUCUAUUUAAGAUGGCUUUCAGAAACCUUCCAAAUCAUAAUGAUGUUCUUAACUGGACACCUAAUCAUCUAGCUGAUUACUUCAGAAUGUUGGACUGGAAAGACUGCGAAAAAGUUGUGAGAAAGAAUGGUAUUGGCGGCCAAAAAUUCCUGAGCAUGUCAGAAAAUGACAUCCAGAAGUUCCCCACGUUAAGAGUCCCGCAGAUUAUUCAGCUUUGUCAGGAGAUCAGCAAGAGAGAAAAGCGAAGCUUCUUUCAGAAAAGGCCUGCGAACCAAAUAAUUCAGGAAACAACAGAUUUUGGACCCGAAGAUGGAGGAUGGGAUUCCGAUGAAUUUUCAGAUGAUGAUUAUGAAGAUCCAGACCAGGAACAGGAAUCGGAGGAUGAUGGGGGAGAUUAUGAAUCACCUACUGAACAAGGCAACGACAGUGAUAAUGACUAUGAGCCACCACCUUCCAAUGAUGAAGAAGCACACCAAAGCAAGAUUUUUGCUGCAAAACCAAUCUCCAAUGACUCAGAUUAUGCAGAUAAACGGCCAACAUUAAAACCAGGACCUCAUCCUCCUGUACCACCUCAGCGUCCUGGGUCUGUGCCUCUUCUCCCAUCUGUAAACAAGCCCAAUAUUUUUCAGGCAAACAUGUUGCCCAAUCUAUCAGUGAAUGAGGACUCUGGGCACAACAAAGAGAGGAGCUUCCCAUCCAAUGUUUCCAGAGCCCCUGUUAUUGACCGAAGUAGAAAACCUACCACGUUUGAGCAUUCAGGCCCACCGAUUAUUGACAGAGAUUCCCCAAAUAUGAUAAAGAAACUUCCUUUUCAAGAAAAGCUACCAAUACCAACACUACCCAGGCCUUCUUUUGGUAGUAAACCAACCGAUUCGUUCCCCCGGAUGGCGAAACCAACUGUGUCAGCAGAUAGAAGUAAUUCAACACUGGGACGGAGACAGACAUCACCACGGCCCUGUGUACCGGAUAGGAGACCUGAUGAAGAAGAGGAGAGCUUUUCUCAGAGACCUUUACCUCGACCUGUUGAUGCUGCAUUGAAUGCCAACACGUUCCCAUACAGAACUCCCAGACCAGGACCCAAGCAUUGCUUCCCAGGAGGCAACAACCUGCCCCUUUCGAGUGGAGAAAGUCUAUCACCAAGUGGAUCCUUGCCACCACGUUUUCAACAAGAUGUCAAGCAGUCUUUCUCAAGAGCCCCAAAUGAUGUGAGACCACCACCACCUCUACCAUCCAGUAAAGGCCGGCCCAUGGCACCAACACCACAAGAAGAGUUUCUGUCCAGGGAAUGGUAUGCUGGCGAUAUAAGGCGAUCGGAAGCAGAAUCAGCUCUGAGAAGCAUCAAUGAGGAUGGCACUUUCCUGGUGAGGAACAGUUCGAAGGGAAGCAUUGAACAGCCAUAUGUCCUGAUGGUAUUGUACGGGAACAAAGUCUACAACAUACAGAUUCGCUACCAGGAACAGACCAAUUUGUAUUUAUUGGGCACUGGACUCAGGGGAAAGGAGAACUUUGGCUCUGUGGCUGAAAUUGUGGAGUACUACACGCAAACACCACUUCUCCUGAUUGAUGGGAAGGACCGAAGUGGGGGUCAAAGAAAGCAGUGCACAUUGACCUACGCGGCCAUUCAAUAAACAUGCUUCAGCUAAAUUCUGGCAAUCAUAAGCCCAACAGAGCACAGUCUGGCUCACAUAGAGCAGGCUGCAUUUCCACCUAAAUAUUCUCGUAUCAUAGUUNAAAAAAUCCUCACAAAAUUCUUUUAACCACAAAUACUUCUUCACAUUGCAGUUAGUCAGCCACUGCAGUCCUGAUCGAAUUGCAAAUAUACCCUUUGCAUUGCCUUUCCUGUGACACCUCCAGAAUUGCCGUCACUCCCAGUAACUGAUAACAGUGACGCUUUUGCGUUCCAGUGGAAAGGCCAAUUCUUUCAAAUAUAAAAGGUGAGGCUGGGCCAAGAGCUUCUACCAGCAACACAAGGAAUAAAACUCCAAUUUGUGUAAUCACUUUGAUUUUGUGCAGAACAAUCUCAUGGCUUACUGGGAUAUUUGGUUGGAACUAUGUUCUUGCAGUUUGCGUGAGAUUAGGUGGUCUGGGGGGAGACUCGUUUUACAUUCUAAGUUGCGAGGCAGUAGUUUUCCUAAUAAAAGUUUAAUGAUCCUCAUCUAUAUGUUAAA
Callorhinchus milii (elephant shark) is the source of this 2258-nucleotide messenger RNA. RefSeq names its product lymphocyte cytosolic protein 2. Bases 102 to 1718 code for a protein of 538 amino acids. The transcript is spliced from 21 exons. Gene Ontology annotation, biological process: cell surface receptor protein tyrosine kinase signaling pathway; intracellular signal transduction. Gene Ontology annotation, molecular function: protein binding. The record is from RefSeq and is a predicted model, not a curated record. NCBI's taxonomy places the organism in Eukaryota, Metazoa, Chordata, Chondrichthyes, Chimaeriformes, Callorhinchidae.